AGCACACCACCCUUCAAGAAAACCUACGAGUCUCAAACGGCAAGAUGCGCACAGUGGACACGUUCAAGGGACCCGCAACUUUUGCCUCUCCAAGCCGCCUUAGACGCCUUUUAACGAAUGCCCAACCUCCCACCCUACGAUCAGUUUCUGGCCGCCGAAAACGAGACCCAGCAGAUGAUUCGCCACCACCGCCGUCGAUACGAGAGGCGGCUGAAAUGGCAAGUCUACAGCGUCGCAGCAAGAAACCGCGAAUCUCCACACGGACCGACGACACCGCACAGAUUGGCAUCACACCUGAUGAUAUGGAAGAUCUUGUGCCGGCUACUCCUGAGACUGAGCUCGAAGGAUCACAAGCUAUGAGGAUGCCUGAAACAAAGAGGCAGUUGCGGGAACCGACUGCUGAGCCUUCCUGCAUCGAAGCUACUUCCUUUGACAGCCAAGAGGUUUCACAGUCACAAUCCUUCUCUACAAGUGUAAUCGACGGGCCUGGUGCGGCAGCAACUCCUCCGAUUGCUGAGUCUGAUAUGGAGCCGAAUUUCCCAAUUGCACGACCGACGCCAAUCCAUAUAGAUAUCGCAGCUGCCCAAGAUGCGAGUCUACCUAGUCCGAGUUUGUCGCCCACCACAUAUGCUGCGAACGCCCAACAAAGCCUCGCUGGGGCCUCUUCAUCAGGGCUGGCAGCCGACUAUGAAUCGAACGACGUUUGCUCGCUGGACCUAUCGCAGACGGAAAGGCCGAAUGGACACGAGGAAGUCAGUCCUAACCCACAGCUUCUCACACCAACAAUUACAGGUAUUCCGGCUAUGUUAAACGCGUUCGAUGCGCUCCCAGAAGAGAUGAAGGACUAUGUCAUGUAUCAGAUGCUGCGCCGAUGCAAAAAGUCCACGCUACACUUCGUCGCCGACGUGGUCAACCCAGCUUUGAAACGCGACUUCAUCGCUUCACUGCCAACAGAACUCGGUCUCGAAAUCAUCAGUUAUUUGGAUGUUAAGAGCAUGUGCAGUGCCGCGCGGGUUUCGAAACACUGGCGGAAGCUCAUCGACACCCACGAGACAGCUUGGAAAGACCUCCUCGGUACGGAUGGGUUCACAUUGCCUUCAGGCGAGCUGGAGCGUGCGGUGCAAGAAGGAUGGGGGUGGCAAUUUACGGAGAACGCCGAGAGUUACGAGCGCGACCUGCGAGGAUUAUUUGUUGCUUCCAGAUCAGACAACGAACAUGUCUCCGGCUCUAGUUCUAGUACGGCUGCUGAUCCGGAAGGCGCGAUCACUCGGUCUUCAUCCACACGCCACAAGAGGAAGGCUCUUAGUAAACACAACGGAUCCAAGAAGCAGCGCAAGAAGGGAUUGAUGUCGACCAAGGCGCAGUUCAUGUCGUACAUGCUCCCGAUCGAGCAGCGCGACGGACCUAACGCUUACGCCAAACGGGCACAAACCUCGAUCCCGGAUCCUCAGCUUGGAAUACCCAGCCUCCGUAACAUGCACCUCUUUAAGUCACUUUAUCAACGGCAUCACCUCAUUCGCAAGAGCUGGAUGGUCGAGGACACCAAGCCAAGACACAUCGCAUUCCGUGCGCACCAGCGUCAUGUCGUUACCUGUCUUCAGUUCGACACCGACAAAAUCUUGACGGGCAGUGAUGAUACCAACAUUAAUGUCUACGACACCAAGACUGGCGCACUGCGAAGUCGUCUAGAAGGCCAUGAGGGUGGAGUUUGGGCCCUUCAGUACGAGGGCAACACUCUAGUGUCAGGCUCGACAGACCGUUCCGUCCGGGUGUGGGACAUUGAGAAAGGAAGGUGCACCUCAAUCUUCCAGGGCCAUACCUCGACAGUACGCUGUCUGGUGAUCUUGAAGCCAACCAAGACUAGCGAAACCCUUGACGGCAAACCCAUCAUGAUGCCAAAGGAGGACAUGAUCAUCACCGGAUCUCGAGACAGCACCCUGAGAGUAUGGAAGCUUCCUAAGCCAGGCGACCGGGGCAUCUUCCAAAACACCUCUACGAAUGCCAGCGACCUCGACAACCCAUACUUCAUUCGCGCUCUGACAGGCCACCACCACUCUGUUCGUGCGAUAGCAGCUCAUGGCGAUACACUUGUCAGUGGAAGCUAUGACUGCACUGUUCGCGUUUGGAAAGUUUCUACCGGUGAAACACUGCAGCGUCUGCAGGGUCACACGCAGAAGGUCUACAGUGUUGUACUAGAUCACGCUCGCAAUCGCUGUAUCAGUGGUUCCAUGGACAACCUGGUCAAAGUCUGGUCGCUCGAGACCGGCCAGUGCAUCUUCACCCUGGAAGGGCAUACGUCACUUGUCGGACUUUUGGACCUCAGCCAUGAACGCCUUGUCUCUGCCGCGGCGGAUAGCACAUUGCGCAUCUGGGAUCCUGAGAAUGGACAAUGCAAGAGCAGACUAUGCGCACACACUGGAGCCAUCACUUGCUUCCAGCAUGAUGGACAAAAGGUUAUCUCCGGCUCAGACCGCACUCUCAAGAUGUGGAACGUUAAGACCGGCGAGUUUGUCCAGGACCUUCUGACCGACCUCAGCGGCGUCUGGCAAGUCAAAUUCAACGAACGUCGAUGCGUCGCAGCCGUGCAGCGGAAUAGCUUGACGUACAUCGAGGUCUUAGACUUUGGUGCAGCACGCGACGGCGUCCCUCUGAGUGAGCGAGGUCGUAGAAUUGUAGUCAACAACAGAGGCCACGAGAUCGAAGACAUGCCCGAUGCCGAAAUGGUCGACGCCGCCGACCAACAGCCAUAGUACGGAUCCCGAAAUUGUCUUCAUUGAAUUCCUUUUCUUGCACAUGUCAAACAUCAAUACCCCUACACAUUUCUUUGUUCAACAGUACCGGGAAAGGUACAACAGCAUUGCCUGCGGGCGCACAACGGGACUCUUGUUUAUCACACUAUCCAUACAAGCAUACGUGUUCAAUGCCGUACGGGAAGGCGUAUAUGUUGGCUUAUGGGAGUAUACUUGCAUAGCUAGGGCGUUCUCACACCUGAUCAAGGUUGCAUUGACGACAAUAAUGAAUAACAACACACUCCAC
Didymella exigua CBS 183.55 is the source of this 3036-nucleotide messenger RNA. RefSeq names its product WD40 repeat-like protein. The coding region runs from base 45 to 2750 and encodes 901 amino acids. The transcript is spliced from 2 exons. Lineage: Eukaryota; Fungi; Ascomycota; Dothideomycetes; Pleosporales; Didymellaceae. Gene Ontology annotation, molecular function: protein binding. The record is from RefSeq and is a predicted model, not a curated record.